Molecule: messenger RNA, 906 nt
Organism: Solanum verrucosum
Lineage: Eukaryota; Viridiplantae; Streptophyta; Magnoliopsida; Solanales; Solanaceae
Product: probable 2-oxoglutarate-dependent dioxygenase AOP1.2
Exons: 3
Coding region: 1-906 (301 amino acids)
Molecular function (GO): dioxygenase activity
Source: RefSeq, a predicted model, not a curated record
AUGGAUUCUAAAAACAUCAAACUUCCAAAAAUAGACUUUUCUCAUGAAGACUUAAAGCCACACACACUUGUAUGGAACCAAGUGAAAAGCCAAGUCCACAAAGCUCUAGUAGAAUAUGGUUGUUUUGAAGCUUCCUUUGAUAAAUUUCCAAUACAUCUUAGAAAAUCCAUUUUUGAAUCCUCACAAGAGCUUUUUGAUCUCCCUUCACAAACCAAACUUAAAAGCAUUAGAACCAAACCCUUCAAUGGCUAUGUUGGAUUCUGUCACCCUUCAAUUCCACUAUAUGAAAGCAUGGGCAUUGAUGAUGCUAACAUCCCACAUAAAGCUGAAAAAUUCACUCAAAUUCUAUGGCCUCAAGGAAAUACUUCUUUUUGUAAAACUGUUCAGUCAUACUCAGAGCAACUAUCAGAGUUAGACCAAACGAUAAGGAGAAUGAUUUUGGAGAGUUUAGGGGUGGAAAAUUACAUGGAUGAGCAUAUGAAUUCGACUAAUUACCUUCUUCGAUUGAUGAAGUAUAAAACACCUCAAAGCAGCGAGAAUGAGAUGGGACUAAGUUCUCACACAGACAAGAGCAAUAUUACCAUAUUAUACCAAAAUCAAGUGAAUGGUCUUCAAGUUUUGACCAAACAUGGACAGUGGAUCAAUGUUGAUCCUACACCAGACACAUUUAUUGUCUUAAUUGGAGACUCACUACAUGUUACUGAUAGUGGUGUUCACUGGUCGGUUUGGAUCAGUUAUUGGUCAAUACCUAAAGCUGGAUACAUGAUAAAGGCACCAAAAGAGCUAGUAGAUGAAGAACACCCUUUACUUUAUAAGCCCUUUACUCAUCUUGAAUUCAUUGCUUUCAGCUAUACUGAAGAAGGCAUGGAAUGUGAAUCUGCUUUGAAGACCUAUUGUGGUGUCUGA